AUGUUACUUCUACUGCUGGGCCUGUACUGCUUUUCAGGUGUAAAGGCAGAGAUAUUGUAUGGUAUGAAAGAUGCAGUUCCCAAACCAGCCAUGAGUGUCACUGUGGAGCAGGUGAAUGUGCCUUCGGGUCUUUGCAUCUUCAAUGUGAACUGCUCUGUCCAUGACCUGCACCUUUGGUCCCAGUGUGACCAGUACAGAUGCAGAACGGCUCAGCAAAGCUCCUCUGAAAUCAACAUCACUGCCUCCAUUCAUAGACACAAACUGUUCUGCGUCGUCCACAAUCACGUCAGCUCAAAGGAGACUUCACUGCAGACAGAAGCCUUGUGUUCCAGCACUGGACAAGAUUCCCCUGUGUCCAAUUAUGUCACUUUGGCUUUGACGACUAGUGCAUUAGCCAUUGUUGUGUUUUUAUUACUUUGUUUUGGGGCGAGGAAAUUCUUUUUAAGACGACGUCAAAAACAACAGGUUUGUGGAAAUACGACAAAGACAAAAAGCCAUUCAAAGCCACGGGUGAUAAAAAGCCAACCAAUAGAGCAGCAUUCUCAACUAAGAAUCUCCACUUCCUCAUCUCAAGCUGACGUCUCCUAUGAGAACGUAGACCCAGAAACCACUGCAUCAAACCGCGACGGAAAAGCAGACACGGUUUACUGCACGUUGGAUCUGCAGCCGACGUCUGAGUCUCAAAACUUUGACGGAAAAACAGCGACGAAGUCUCUGCGGAUGGAGCGGUCCGAUCAUGUCGACACAUUGUACAAUGCAAUCCAGAAGCCACAUGGGAGUCAGAAUCGGGAGAAAUAA
Molecule: messenger RNA, 798 nt
Organism: Knipowitschia caucasica
Lineage: Eukaryota; Metazoa; Chordata; Actinopteri; Gobiiformes; Gobiidae
Source: the annotation of a GenBank genome assembly